CUCAGUCAAAAUGGCCGCGAAAAACGUGCUUGGGCGGCCACGCAUGUCUGGCAUUGCAGGGUGACGUCAAAGGGCAGCGGAAGACGUCAUAUUUUAGAGCCAGAGGAGACGAUGCCUAAGAGCUGUGUGGCCCCGGAGUGUAGGUCGGAAGGAGCGCGGGAAAGUUACUACAAGUUUCCUUUGCAUGACAAAGUGCGCCUCAAGCAAUGGCUGAGCAAAAUGAACAUGGAGAAUUUCUUUCCUUCCAAGAAUCAGUAUCUGUGCGGCAAACACUUCAAACCAUCUUGUUUCCAAGUCAGAUUGGGAGUUCGCUACCUGAAAAAUGAUGCGGUUCCGACAGUCUUCUCAUCCAGUGGACUUCCAAACAAGGCCCAUUCAGCAAAGAGCCGGGCCCUGAGCUCUGCACAAAGUGUAAGCAAUGAGUUCUGCAGAUCUUCCGUUUCAAAUAUGGGCAUUGAUGAGGCUCGGCCACUGUCCGAAGCUUUGACGUUUACCCUUGAUCCUACUUUCGCCGCUGGUCAGAUGUCCAUUAAUGGAACGGAGAUGUUGGUCACAGAUCCUAAUGCACUGGCUCUUCCCACUACAGUGAUGGGGGCUGUGAAUUUGGUACCACUGGUUCAUAUCGUUGAAUCGUUUGAUGGGUUGUCGUUGGCAUUGGCUCCUGCUCAAGGGUUUCCUUCUGUGGGUUUGCCUAUUGUGGUGGCCAAGCAGCAGCAGCCCCAUCAACUACCAUUGGUCCAACCCAUUACAAUCUUGUCAGAGGAGCACAUUGCCUCUACCGCAUUACAGCAAGGCUUUUAUGACAAUCAAGUCUUGCAGUCAGCAGGAGCAGGAGAUCCGACCUUUAUUCAAGUAAAUGAUGUGUCUAAUAAUGGUGCUCUAGUCAUGGAAAAUAUCUCCAUAGAGCCGUUUUUUGAAGCAGGGCUGCCUACACCAGAACCAGUAACCAUGUCAUCGGAGGAUGUAAUCUCUUAUCUGGAAACCAUGCAGACAGCCACAGUUGGUCCUACACUUGCAGCAGGCCCUCUGCCACCACUGCCAUCAUCUCUAGAAACCGUUUUGUCAACUUCUAUCACAAGGCCCAUACCUUCCACAGUGCCCAUUGUGUCAGAACACCGUAAAGAAGUGGUCACAUCUGAUGUAACAAAGCGGAUCUGCUUAAACCCUACUCGGGAACCAGAUGGACUUUCUGAAACCUUGACGAAUGCUGAUCUGGUGUCGGUGGUGGUGAACCUACAGGAGAAGGUCAAAGCACUUCAACAGAGACAUAAGAAGCACUGCUCCAAGCUAGAAGUCAUGGAAGGCAUGGUGGAACAGCUGAAGAACGAAAACCUCAUUUCUGAAGAGAAUCUGAAUGAAAUGGAAGUUGCUUGUCUCAACUCCACCUCUGCAGCAUCAGAAGAUGGCGACACCAUUGCAAUCGUUUGCGAAGAAGACAGCCAACCCUUGGUGUAUACAUUUCCCUUCCCGGCAGAUAACCGCAAUGUCUUUCAUAUUACUGAACAAUGA
Nanorana parkeri is the source of this 1509-nucleotide messenger RNA. Its product is annotated as THAP domain-containing protein 5-like. The record is from RefSeq and is a predicted model, not a curated record. Bases 112 to 1509 code for a protein of 465 amino acids. Lineage: Eukaryota; Metazoa; Chordata; Amphibia; Anura; Dicroglossidae. The transcript has 4 exons.